AUGAGUCUGCCAAAGGCAAAGGUGGAUAGUUAUUCAGAUAUCCAGGUUCAUUUCACAGCCAAGGAUUGGGCAAAGAUCAGCAAUUAUGAAAGAAUUUGUAUCAAGAACAUCAAAGAAAACUAUGAGAUGAUGAGAGAAGUUGGAUUACAGGUCAGUCCACCAAUGUUCAUGCGACAUGGCGAUGGAAAAGCGACACAGGUGGUAGAAGAAAGCGAUGAGAUGACUACAAGAGACUCUGGAGUCUAUAGAUGCACGGACUGUGGAUCUCCAUAUGCUAUUCCUCUCAUCUUAGCAAGGCAUCUCAAGUACAAACAUGGCUUCAACGGGGUCAUCUUGCCUGCAGAUGGACCAAAGGGAGACAUUCUCCAGAUCGUCUAUGGUAAAAUUAAACCCAACGAUCCUCCACUACGUGAAAAGCGAUUCAUACUCCAGGGGAGCAGCAGAGUAAUAUUUCAGGAUGAAUCGUGUGGGGAAUUAUCCUAUCUCGCGAUUAAAAAUCACGAUGGAAUGGAGUCCCUUGCACCUGAUAGAAGGUGUAAGGCAUUUGACGAUGAUCAUCGGCCACAGGCAGAAGAAAUGACCCAUUCCGGCGAAAAUGCUUUGACUCAAGAAACUCAUCUUGCAGCACAUAAACCACUAGAAAGUGAUGACCGUCGUGAACGAGAGUAUUACGAGGCAUUUACUCAAACACAUAAACCGAUUGAAAGUGAUGACCGUUGUGGACGAGAGCAUUGCGAGGCAUUUACUCACGAAUCUAAUAAUGUAGCACAUAAACCAAUUGAAAGUUAUGAACGAGAGCAUUCUGAGGCACUUGCUCAAGAAUCAAAUGAUGUAUCACAAAGAACAAUUGAAAAUGAUGACCUUCGUGUACGAGAGCAUUGUGAGGCAUUUACUCAAGAAUCUAAUGAUGCAGCACAUAAACCAAUUGAAAGUGAUGACCAUUCUGAACGAGAGGAUUGCGAGGCAUUUACUCAAGAUUCUAAUGAUGUAGCACAUAAACCAAUUGAAAGUGAUGAACGAGAGCAUUCUGAGGCAUUUACUCAAGAAUCUAAUGAUGUAUCACAAAAAACAAUUGAAAAUGACAACCUACAUGAACGAGAGCAUUGCGAGGCAUUUACUCAAGAAUCUAAUGAUGCAGCACAUAAACCAAUUGAAAGUGAAGGCCAUUGUGGUCAUGAGCAAUGUUGGAAGACCGACAGUGAUACAGGUCCGUCCAGUAGACGUGCGCAAAUCCGUAAGAAGCCGUGUUUUUGUGAUCUGUGUGGUAAGGGCUUCUAUGACGGAGCAAAUUUGAAGAGGCAUAAACGAAUCCAUACAGGUGAAAAACCGUAUGAAUGUAAACAGUGCGGGAAGAAAUUUAGGGAUAAUAGUUCUCUUAAUAGACAUACACGAAUCCAUACGGGUGAGAAGCCCCAUGUUUGCGAUCAAUGUGGUAAGGCAUUUAUUGAAAAAUAUACUCUUACACUACAUACGCGUAUCCAUACAGGUGAGAAGCCCUAUGUAUGUGAUCAGUGUGGUAAUUUGUUUACUAGUGUACGAGAUCUAACAACACAUGAACGAGUCCAUACAGGUCAGAGGCCCCAUGUAUGUGAUCAGUGUGGUAAGGAAUUUUCUCAGCAAUAUGAUCUCUCACAGCACAAACAAAUCCAUUUAGGUGAAAAGCCGUUUGUAUGUCGCCAAUGUGGUAAGGCAUACACGAGUAAAAUUAAUCUGGAAUCACAUAAGAAAAUACAUAAGAAUCUGAAAUCACAUAAGAAAAUGCAUAAGAAUCUGAAAUCACAUAAGAAAAUGCAUAAGAGUGAAAAGAAGUCACAUGCAGGUCAAUGUGGUAAGUCCAUCAUUACAAAAUUUAAUUUUAGAUUAAAUAAAAUUACCCAUACAGAUGAGAAACCCCAUGUAUGUGACCAAUGUGGCAAUUCAUAUACUAAUGUACAAGAUCUCACAACACAUAAACGAAUCCAUACAGUUGAGAAACCCGAUGCAUCUGAUCAACAUGGUAAAGCAUUUAAUCAAGCGCAUCAUCUAGAAAAACCUAAGAAAGUCCACACAGGUGAGAAGCUCUAUGUGUGUGAUCAGUGUGGUAAGCAAUUUAAAAACGCGAGUGCUCUAUCAAUACAUGAAAAAAUCCAUACAGGUGAGAAAUCAUUUGCAUGUGAUCAUUGCGGUAAAGUAUUCAAUCGACUGCAUUUCCUCACAAGACAUAAACAAAUCCAUACAGGUGUGAAGCCCUAUGUAUGUGAUCAAUGUGGUAAAGCAUUUAAUGAUAACACCAAUUUGGGGAGGCAUAAACAAAUCCAUACAGGUGUGAAGCCCUAUGUAUGUGAUCAAUGUGGAAGGGCAUUUAACGAUUCUAGUAACCUCAAGAAACAUAGAAAAACUCAUAGACCUAAGCAGCUUCAUCAAACACAUCGUCCAAACGUACAUAAGCAAGUCCAUACAGGUGAGAAGCCCUAUGUAUGUGAUCAGUGUGGUAAGGCAUUUAGUCAAGCACAUUACCUAACAAACCAUAAGAAAAUCCACACAGGUGAGAAGCUCCAUGUAUGUGAUCAGUGUGGCAAGGCAUUUAAUCAACCUUACUAUCUCAAAAGACAUAAACGAAGGCAUACAGGUCAAAGGCCCCAUUUGUGUGAUCAAUGUGGUAAGGCAUUUAGUGAUACACGUUACCUCCGUCUACACAAACAAAUGCAUACAGGUGAGAAGCCUUUUGUAUGUGAUGAGUGUGGUAAGGCAUUUUAUCGGGAAUAUAGUCUAAUAAGGCAUAAACUAAUUCAUUCGGGUCAGAGUCCACAUGUAUGUGAUGACUGUGGUAAAGCAUUUACUCAUGCAAGAAUUCUAAAGGCGCAUAAACGAACCCAUACAGGUGAGAAGCCUUUUGUAUGUGAUCAUUGUGGUAAGGCGUUUGGUCAAGUAUCCCAUCUCACAACGCAUAAACGAAUCCAUACAGGUGAGAAACCCUAUGUGUGUGAGGAAUGCGGUGAGGCAUUUACUUACACUAUCAGUCUCAAAACUCAUAAACAAAUCCACACAGGAGAGACACCCUAUGUAUGCGAUCAAUGUGGUAAUGCAUAUCGUCACAAAAGUACUCUCACAAUUCAUAAAAGAACUCAUACAGGUGAGAAACGCUAUGUAUGUGAUCAAUGUGGUAAGACAUUUACUCAAUCUGCCCAUCUCAAAAGACAUUUACUCAUCCAUACAGGUGAGAAGCCUUAUGUAUGUGACCAAUGUGGUAAGGAAUUUAAUAAAUCUGGCAAUCUCAAAUCACAUAAAAGAAUACAUACAGGUGAGAAGCCAUAUGUAUGUGAUCAAUGUGGUAAGGCAUUUAGUCAAUCCUGUAAUCUAACAAAACAUAAACAGACCCAUGCGGGAGGCAAACCCUAUGUAAAUUUGUUGUUAUCAUUGUGAGAAAUUAAGCUAAUUUCACAGGAAAUAUGAACAGUAUAUUGCAAGUUGAAAUCUGUUAAGCUCAGUAAUUGUUUCCUGAAUACUCCCUAAGUGGAAAAUCAAAUGUAUAAAAUACUUUUCACUAUCAUGAAUGCUAUUGGCUCUAUGAAGUGGACCCCUGAUGAAAAUGAUACAAUUUUUUUCCAGUUCAAUGAUUACAUGCUGUGGAAUGACAAUAAAAUCUCUUCCUUCUGUGGAUUUGGGAUUGGUAUCUGAGGAACAAAGGUGUUGAUAUAGCAAUUACUUUGUUCAAGCUCCCUUUAAUAAAUAAUAUAGAUUUUUAUUCCCUGUAGCUAUUUGGCUUUUUAAACUGAGCAAAUAGGUGUUAUGUUUUGACAAUAAAAUUGAGAUGCAAUAUCUAUUUAUAUUAAGUGUUUUGAACAAUGUCCUGCUUUGGGCAUAGUGCAAAUGCAUAGAACAGAUUCUAACGGCCUACUUUUGGAGAGAGAGAAAGGCGAAGAAAGAAAAGAUUUUGAUUUAGAUUUGUUUGUGUUUGCCUACCCUCACAGCAUUACAAGUAAAAAACAAUUUAUUAAAUGUAUCCCAAUUCAAUAUACUCUUGGGUAUUUCUGUUGAAAGCUUUUUAAGCUAUGACAUAUUGCUUUCUUUGCAGUCUAGGAGGGACCAUAACUUCCUAAUAAGUAUAAUGUAGACCUGUUCUAUAGUGAGAGGAGAACCAACUCCUUAAAGGUAAAGUAAAAUGUUGAUUUGAAUAAAUAGAGAAAAUCCAACUAGCAUAAUGCUGAAAACUUCAUCAAAAUUGGAUGUAAAAUGGGAAAGUUAUGACAUUUUAAAGUUUCGCUUAUUUUUUACAAAACAGUGAUAUGCACAACUCAGUGACAUGCAAAUGAGACAGGGGAUGACAUCCCUCACUAUUUAUUUUGUUUUAUAUUGUUUGAAUUAUACAAUCUUUCAAUUUUUACAGAUAUGGCAAUAAGGACCAACUUGACUGAACCAUAUAAUAUUAAACUAUGCUAAUUCCAUGUGUUCAGGGAGGAAUUAAUCGUUUCACUUGACAAUGAGAAAAUUAGAAUAUUUCACAUUUUAUAUAAUAAAAUACAAAAUAAAUAGUGAGUGGAUGACGUCAUCAGUCUCCUCAUUUGCAUACCGACCAGGAUGUGCAUAUAACUGUCUUAUUUCACAUCCAAUUUUGAUGAAAUUUUCAGUGUUAUGCUUGUUGGAUUUUUUUCUCUUUUUAUUCAAAUCAACUUUUUGUUUGGGUGGACUUGUCCUUUAAAAAAAAAAGGGAUUUUACUUCCAGCACAUACAUAGACAAUAAACCCCUAUUCCCAAUAUGAUAUGUGCUGUUAAAGGGGAAUCCAACCCAAAUAAACACUUGUUUUUAUAAGGAAAAGAAAAAUCAGACAAGUUGAUAGGUGAAAGUUUGAACAAUAUUGGACAAACAACAAGAAAGUUAUGAAUUUUUAAAAGUUGUAAAUAUUGGUAAUCACUAUACCCAUGGAGACUUCAAAUUGGUCGCAUAUGGGAUGUCAUAGUGAUGUAAGGCAAGGACUACCCUACUCUUCCAUGUACUCCAAUACAUAUUAUGGCUAAAAUGUCAUUUUUUCCAAAGGUUUUAUUUCAAGUUAUAUUUUUCUUUCAUGAGGACAUAAAACAAUAUACUACCUGGAUUAUAUUUAGAUUACUGCCCCAGGGGAAUGGGUACUUAGGAGAAAACCACAAAUCCCUGAUAAGGUACAUGGCCUAUGGGAAAGUUGUCCUUGCCCCUUGUCAUAAUUUACUUACCCAGUUGCUAAUUUGAAAUCUACAUACUAUUAGUGAUCUCAAUUGUAAACCAGCUAUAACUUUCUUAUUGCCUGUCCGAUUCCUUUACAACUUUCACCAUUCUGUUUAAAUUAUUUUUCUCCUUCCCAACACAACAUUUUAUGGCCAAGGCUGGAUUCCCCUUUAAUGACCAAAUUCCCCACUAGGUUUUCAUGUUUUAUUUGCUUGCGAUGAAUGUAUUAUAUUGUUUACGUGUAGAUGUAUGUAUGGACUUAAGUGCUUUGAUGCGCUGUUUAUACAAUGUCUAUUUUGGAGUGGAAUAAAUCAAUAUUUAACCUCGAAA
Messenger RNA from Lytechinus pictus (painted urchin), 5509 nucleotides. RefSeq names its product zinc finger protein 493-like. Gene Ontology annotation, biological process: regulation of transcription by RNA polymerase II. Lineage: Eukaryota; Metazoa; Echinodermata; Echinoidea; Temnopleuroida; Toxopneustidae. The transcript is spliced from 3 exons. Bases 1 to 3402 code for a protein of 1133 amino acids. The record is from RefSeq and is a predicted model, not a curated record. Gene Ontology annotation, cellular component: nucleus. Gene Ontology annotation, molecular function: RNA polymerase II cis-regulatory region sequence-specific DNA binding; DNA-binding transcription factor activity, RNA polymerase II-specific.